UAAAAUAUUCGGAAUCGGUACGUGAACCAUCGGAAGCUUUCACACCGAAAGGCUUUGGAAAAGUGCGUGACGUCACAGGCCGGGUAACAACUUGCGGAGUCGCGGUCAUGGAGGAAGUAAGAGUGUUUCCACUGACCUGUGCAGUGCAGAACUACGCGUGGGGAAAGCUGGGCCUGGAUAGCGAAGUGGCCAAACUGGUGCUCGGCGGGGACGCCUUAGCCGUCAUCCAGGAUGGCAAACCUUACGCCGAGCUGUGGAUGGGCGCCCACCCGAAGGGCGACGCCCAGAUCAAAGACAAUCGGAUCGCGCAGACCACCCUGGGUCAGUGGAUCGCCCACUUCCCAGCGUGCCUGGGCUCCAAGGUCAAGGACACCUUUCAGGGCCAGCUGCCCUUCCUCUUCAAAGUCCUCUCCGUCAACACCGCCUUGUCCAUACAGGCUCACCCCAACAGGGAGUUAGCCGCUCGUCUCCACGCUCAGUUUCCGGAGCACUACCCGGACGACAACCACAAGCCGGAGAUGGCCAUCGCGCUCACACACUUCCAAGGCCUCUGCGGCUUCAGGCCGGUGGAGGAGAUCCUCGGAUUCCUCCAAUCCGUACCGGAGUUCCGCGCUCUGGUGGGCGACGAAGCGGCUCAGGAGCUGCGGGGUAGUGCGGGCGACGCGGGGCGUGCCAGACGGGCGCUGAAGAAGUGCUUCACCAGGAUGAUGAACUGUGAGAAGAAAGUGUUUGUGGAUCAACUCAAUAUGCUGGUCAAGAGAGUCACUGAAGAAGGCGCGGCAGGCAAGGAUACAGCGAGCAGUAACGGCGAGCUGCUGCUCCGCCUCCAUUCGCAGUACCCCGGCGACAUCGGCUGUUUCUCCAUCUACUUCCUCAACCACGUGCUCUUGGAUCCCAACCAGGCCAUGUUCCUUGGCGCCAAUGAACCUCACGCUUACCUGCACGGAGAUUGUAUCGAGUGCAUGGCGUGCUCCGACAACACGGUAAGAGCCGGCCUGACUCCAAAAUACAUCGACGUCAACACGCUUUGCGAGAUGCUCGACUACAGCCCCAGCCCUUCCGCCGCCAAGAUUUUCCCGCCGGUUCAGGACGCCUCGGAUCCUUGCGUCACCGUCUACGACCCCCCUGUGCCGGACUUCACCGUCAUGAGGAUACAUGUGCCAGUUUCCAUGAAGCAGUACACACUGGCGCCCGUCGACAGCGCCAGCAUCCUGCUGGUCAUCGAAGGCGACGCCAGCGCCACCUCGGCCGCCGCGCUGUCAGACAUCAGCCUCAGGCGGGGCACGGUUUUGUUUGUGUCGGCCAACGAGAGCGUGUCGAUGCACGUCACCUCCCCGUCGGGUGUGACCAUGUUUCGGGCCUGCUGCCUCCUGUAGUGGGACCCCUGAGUACGUAGGUGUGGGUGUGUGGGAGGAUGACGAUUGUCGGACGGUAGCUUCCUUAAUGCAAAUCUUUUGUCGGGUGCUUAGAAACACGUGGAAAAGAACCACUUGCACAAUGGUUCAAUCACUUCAACCUUAACGCUAACGCCAGGGGUGUCCAAACUACAGUCGGGGUGUGUGUGUGGGG
Hippocampus zosterae (dwarf seahorse) is the source of this 1569-nucleotide messenger RNA. It is a transcript of the gene mpi, whose product is annotated as mannose phosphate isomerase. Gene Ontology annotation, biological process: GDP-mannose biosynthetic process; carbohydrate metabolic process. Bases 108 to 1376 code for a protein of 422 amino acids. The record is from RefSeq and is a predicted model, not a curated record. Gene Ontology annotation, molecular function: mannose-6-phosphate isomerase activity; zinc ion binding. Gene Ontology annotation, cellular component: cytosol. NCBI's taxonomy places the organism in Eukaryota, Metazoa, Chordata, Actinopteri, Syngnathiformes, Syngnathidae. The transcript has 8 exons.